GGGGUGGCGGGGAGAGGUGCCAAGCCCCACGCAGGCCCGUCACCGCCGGGUGGGCACAGCAGCCCUGCCCCGGGGAGGACCUGGCACCACCUCGCCACUCCCGGCCCAGCAGCUGGCGUGGCCGAGCCGGUCGCCUUCCCUCCCUGUUUGCUUUCAGGGUGUUCAUUGUGCUGCUCCCGCGCUGCUCGGAGCUGCUCCCACUCCUCUCUCCCUCUACCCUUGUCCCGUUAAGCCUCAUCUCCUCGUGUUUCUCCCUGGUGGGAGCCAUGCCCUACCUACUCCGGGACUCGAAGCCCAGGCCGCCACCGCUGCCGCGGGAGGCACGUGCCACCCACAGCUCGGGGAAAGCCUACGAGGAGCUAAAGCAGGAGUGCCUGCGCAGGGGCAGCCUCUUCGAGGACCCUGACUUCCCCGCCAGUGACGCCUCCCUCUUCUUCAGCGAAAAGCCACCCGUUCCCUUCCUCUGGAAGAGGCCUGGGGACAUUGUCAAGGAUCCCAAGUUUAUCCUUGGAGGAGCCACGAGAACUGACAUUUGCCAAGGGGAUCUUGGUGACUGCUGGCUAUUAGCAGCCAUAGCUUCUCUCACAUUGAAUGAAAAAACACUAGCAAGAGUGGUACCACUGGAUCAAAAUUUUGGGCCAGAUUAUGCUGGAAUAUUUCACUUCCAGUUUUGGCAACACAACGAGUGGCUGGAUGUCGUGAUUGAUGAUCGAUUACCCACCUUCAAGGGCCGGUUGGUUUUCCUGCACUCAGCUGAACACAACGAAUUUUGGAGUGCUUUACUAGAGAAAGCCUAUGCCAAGCUGAAUGGCAGCUACGAGGCUCUGAAAGGAGGAAGCACAAUAGAAGCCAUGGAGGAUUUCACUGGGGGAGUAGGAGAAAUGUAUGAGGUUAAAACGGCUCCUGACAAUUUCUAUGAAAUCCUAGAGAAAGCUCUGAAAAGAUGCUCAAUGGUGGGCUGCUCUAUCGAUACCAGCAGUGCUGCCGAGUCAGAAGCCAAAACCCCCUUUGGCCUUAUAAAGGGCCACGCUUACUCCGUGACUGGCAUCGAUGAGGUGAGCUAUCGGGGCCAGAAAGUGCAGCUCAUAAGGAUAAGGAAUCCCUGGGGACAGGUGGAGUGGAAUGGCCCUUGGAGUGACAACUCUCUGGAGUGGCGUUUGGUCAGCCCAUCAGAGCAGAAACGCUUGUCUCAGACAGCACUGGAUGAUGGAGAGUUCUGGAUGAAAUUUGAAGACUUCAAAGUGCAUUUUGAUAAAGUUGAGAUCUGCAACCUGACUCCAGAUGCCCUGGAAGACAGCACUGCCCACAAGUGGGAGGUGACCAUCCAUGAGGGAAGCUGGGUCCGGGGGUCUACUGCAGGAGGAUGCAGAAACUUUAUAGACACUUUCUGGACAAAUCCACAAAUCAAGAUGCAUUUGACAGAGACAGAUGAUGGGCAAGAUGAUUGCACAUUCAUUGCAGCGCUGAUGCAAAAGGAUCGCCGCAAACUCAGGAAGUUUGGAGCUGAAAUGCUAAGUAUCGGCUACUCUAUCUACGAGAGCCCCAGUGGAGAUGGACACCUGAACAAAGACUUCUUCAGGUACCACGCCUCCAAGGCCAGAAGCAAAACCUACAUCAAUUUAAGGGAAGUAUCCAACAGGUUCAAGCUGCCGCCAGGUGACUACAUCCUUGUUCCAACCACAUUUGAGCCACACCAGGAGGCAGACUUCUGCCUGAGGAUCUUCUCGGAGAAGAAGGCCAUCACUGAGGAUCUAGAUGAAAACGUUGCCAUUGAUCUCCCUGAGCCUCCAAACCCAAGUCCACAAGCAACUGAAGAAACUGAGGAAGAAAAACAGUUCCGGGCACUGUUUGAGAAGAUCUCAGGAGAGGACAUGGAGGUAUCCGCAGAAGAACUUGAAUAUGUUCUGAAUGCAGUAUUAAAAAACAAAAAGGACAUCAAAUUCAAGAAGUUAAGUCUCAUCUCGUGCCGAAACAUCAUUUCUCUUAUGGAUACCAGCGGCAAUGGGACUCUGGAAUUCAGUGAGUUCAAAGUUUUCUGGGAAAAACUGAAGAAAUGGAUAAACAUCUUUCUCCUGUUUGACUCUGAUAAAUCUGGCUCCAUGUCCUCCUAUGAGCUCCGCAGUGCUCUCAAAGCUGCAGGAUAUCAACUCAACAACUACCUGCUGCAGCUGAUUGUCCUGCGGUACUCUGAUGAACAGUUCCAGAUUGAAUUUGAUGAUUUUCUGAACUGCUUGAUUCGCUUAGAGAAUGCAAGUCGAGUAUUCCAAGCACUGAGUGUGAAAAAUAAGGAGUUCAUUAACCUGAAUAUAGGAGAGUUCAUUAACCUGGCAAUGAACAUUUGAAGAAGUUUGACUUGGAUGCCAGGAGUUUCUUGGGACAUCACUACCAUGGCUGCUGCCCCGACAACUGUGGUCCCCUUCUGAUGUAGACUUAACCAGAGCUUUUGUGUGGAGGAAGACACGUGCUGCCCACCCUUUCUGGUCUCCAGCCCUGUUGUGUUCAGGAGCUCCACAGUCAGAUCACAUUUUGUUUUUAAUUUUGAUAAAACCUGCUAAUGGAUUUGUUACUGGAAGAGGUAUUUGGAUGGGGCACACAUGCCUCUCAAGUAGACUGAAAUUAAUGCCCCUAAGUUAACACAGUCUUUUAUAAAAUAAGAUUGCAUUUAGUUUCAGCACAGCACAGCCUACAAUGAUUAAAAAUUUUUAUUGCUGCUUGGUUACAAAUUACUGUGAGGUGCUUUUAAAAAUACAAGGUUGUGUAAAACUGUUCAAUUUGGAAUUUAUUUUGAGGCAUGCUGUGUGGCUACAUAACAAGUCUCUUGUCACAGCCACAUGAAUUUCAGUCUGAUAGACUAUGAACAAAGGAAGACUAGGGAAUGCAUUGAUGAAAAUCCAUCCUUGAAUAUUUGUAACAGAGGUCCCUGGUCCAGGUUUCCUUAGAAGGAUGUUUAAGCUAAGAUUUGAUGUUCAUCACAGAUUUAAUUUAGGGAUAAAUUGUUGCAUCUCACCUCCCUUCAGUCCUUCCUCUGCUAUCAACCUGUCCAAAAUGUGCCCCACAAGCCAAAGCCUGCAGAGUUGCAUACAGCUUGCCUGUAUCUUCAGAGAAACGUGCCUCUGGAGACAGUGAGCUCUUGCGUGGGGCUACCUUUCCCUCACGGAGUCAGUGCUUGUAUCCCAUACCAACCAUGCCUUUAGAAGACCAACUAUAAUCAUUUUAGGUGAACUAAAUGCAACCAUUGGUAAGGCCCUGAUCUCUGCAGCUAUUGCUGUUUUGCAUUUGUCUCUUGCAUUGUAUUAUUCAUGUGACAUUGAUAGUCAGCGCUGACUUAAAAAAUAACAGUAAUAGCAGCCAGGAACUUAAGAAGUCUUCACUGGAUUUGUUUCUAUGUUUAUCUUCAUAACUUGUGCCUAUUUUAUAAUGAAUCAACUGUCUCGAUUUGUUUUCUAAAACUUUUCUUGCAGCGAAACAGAUGGCCCUAGAAGAGCUUUGCAUUCCCUACUGUCCAGGAUCACUGAGGCAGACAGGGUUUUAUUUUCUCUACAUUUAGACCUAAUGAGCAAUUCUGGAACGAAAAUCAAACCGUAGUAAAGAUUAAGUUCAAAGAACAAAAAAAGAAACAAAAAAAGAAACAACAACAAAAAAAAUACACCAAGGGUCACAAUGUUUAAAAUUCCCAUUUCUUUUCCCUAACAAUUACAGUCUUGUAGCUAUAUAGAAAAUGCUCUGGAGCUAACUGGAAUCUGAGAGAAAGCUAAUGCAGUAUUUCAUGAACUGAGGUACUCAGCCCCAUCAGGUGUAUUGAUUUCAGAUGUGAUGGUUGUAUGCCCUUUCAACAGCACUGGAGGCAGCUGUCCAAGUUUGUGAAAGUUUGAGUUAAAAUCUAGACCAUUCUAUAACUAUUUGGCCACAUACUUGAGAGUAAAUUUAUAGAUUCUUAUCUGGUUCACUGCGUAAGCUUGAAUGUUGAUAUAAAUUUGUUGUAAUAUAUUUUCUUUCUGUAAUGAUACUCACAAGGUAUGCAGAAGAAAAGAGACGUUUCCAUGCCUGGCACCUCCACUGUAGCUUUCUGUGUCUUCACACAGAGCUGGGGAUGCCUUGGAGAAAUCUGGUUUGAUAUAAGCAAUGGGGCGCAAGUAAAAAUUUCUGCAUUGAAGAGAAAAUUCAUGCAUUUAAGUAAAAAACACCCCAAAGUGUUUUCUUCCCACUCAGAGCAGUCUCCUGCUGACUGUAUGCCAAAGAAUCUGAGAGUUAACGUCCAAAUCCUUUACAAAUUAGAGUAAGACCCAGCUUCAAAAAGAAAAAGUAAUCUUAGGAAUAAGUGCAUCUGAAGGUGGAGGAUUAUAUAAUCCCCUGUAAGUAUUAUUAUUAUUAUUAUUAUACUGUUUGCAUGAGUGAACGAGUGGGUGAGUGAGAGAUGUUCGACUUCACAGCCCCAUCAGAACAUGAUAGCCCUUCUCAGCGCUGUGCCCAUGUGGUGCCUGAACAGGAGGGCAACCUGCUGUCCAGAAUCAGGGAUCUGGGCUAGCUGGUUUUCUUUUCUUGUAAUCAAGAAUCUUCAGUUUAAAGACAGACCUUGCUGCUUUCUCUGACAUGAGAUGUGGAUGCAUUUGGUUCUGUACAAGAGCUGGGGCUAAUCACUUAGGGUGGUCUGAAAGCCAUGAGAGCUGUACGUUCCCUAUUGUGCACACAGAUCUUCUCAGCGAGUACCAGCUCAUGCUGUGAGCCCUGCCUCUCUGCUAAUGGCUACAUUAAUGGGGAACAUGAGAUGCAUUUUUCAUAAUUAUGUUACUGGGGAAAAAAAUCACUUAGCUACAGGGCUGCAAUUUGAGCGUGCUCUUCCACUCCCUCUCAGAACCGAAAAUGCCUCUCUAAAGCCUGCUACUGAAAUCUCAGGCCAGAUGUUGGUUGGGCUCAGCAAUGGUGAGUCUUUGGCAGCAACACCUCCCUCAGAAAAAUCGCAUUUCUGUCACAGGCCUAUUUUAAUCCCCACAAGACUUAACGCUGGUCCCAAAACACUUGAUGUGUCAACGCAGGGGGUGCCUGAGGCAUUACAAGGGUCAGGAGGUGAGGGAGAGAAAAAAAAGUGAAGCGCAGUCGUACUGCCGGCAAAGCCUCCUUCUUGUAGUGCUGUGGCAUCAGGCAGGAGAGAUGCUUGAAACGACAAGGCUGUUCUCCCAAUUUAUAGCGGUUGUGGUUGCUUCCAAUCAUCAAAAUUAAAUAUUUGUGAAGAGAUAGCUGAGUUAUCUAAAUCAUUUUCAUUUCAGCUGCAUCAUCUCCCUGCCUCUCCCUGGAAAUAUUUGAGUCUUUGUGCUUUUCAGCUAAUGGCAGCGCAUCUUUUGGAAGCACAUCAGAGCGCUGAGGGUAGUUUAUAAUGUUCCCAGUUAUGUCUGGAACUUCAAUAUUUUUUAAAUAAAUUACAAAUACUUGCUGAUUGAGGUAAA
Molecule: messenger RNA, 5441 nt
Organism: Anas platyrhynchos (mallard)
Lineage: Eukaryota; Metazoa; Chordata; Aves; Anseriformes; Anatidae
Gene: CAPN9
Product: calpain 9
Biological process (GO): proteolysis
Cellular component (GO): cytoplasm
Molecular function (GO): calcium-dependent cysteine-type endopeptidase activity; calcium ion binding
Source: RefSeq, a predicted model, not a curated record